AUGUGGAGUCCGCUCCGCGUCGGGCUAUUCGCCGCUGCUAUCUGUUCUAUUAACGGGCAAUAUGCGGCGGCCACUCAACACCAGGACUUGGAUGGUCGCAACUCACGGAGCGCAUCAAUAACUGUUCGAGUGUCGGAUGGCGACCAGCCAGCAUGUGUCAAGCCUUGCCUUGACAAAAUUCUAUCGCAAUACGAAUGCAGCAUAGAGAGGCCCUGCUACUGUGAAAACCUCAAACUGGCCGACGCUCUUGAUAUAUGUCUCUCAGCGACAUGUGAGCUCUCGGACUACCUGGGAUCACAAAGAUCAUAUGCAGGUACCUGCGACAAGCAACCGCGGAACCGAGCCCGGCAUACCCGAGAGCUAUGCUGGUCGAUGUUUACAAUUGCUACAAUUGUCAUCGCUGGCCGGUUCGUCGCCCGCAUGCGAUCUCUGGGAGGCAGCGGUUUUGGCUGGGACGAUUAUGUUGCAUUCAUGACCUACGCCCUCCUAGUCCCCACAGACAUAACUUCCGAGUUAGAAGUGCGCAAUGGCUUUGGCAUGGACAUGUACCUCCUCACAAUGGAGCAGAUUCUCGUGCUCAUGAAGUCAUUUUAUGUUGGUGAGGUUCUCUACGCGCUGAUCAUUGUCAUGACCAAGAUCUCCCUCGUCCUACUGUACCUUCGAAUCUGGCCCGCGGAUUCAGUGACUCGGAAUUUCCGACGUAGUUGCUGGGCUUUAGUCGCCGUACUUGCAGCAUUCUGCCUCUCCGGGUUUCUUGCUCUGGUUCUCCAAUGCAAUCCAGUCAACUAUGUAUGGCUUCAGGUGACGGGUAUAGAAGGAACUUGCAUCAACCUGGAAGCUCUAAUCUAUGCACACGGGGCGAUAAACGUUUGUUUUGAUAUCGUUGUGAUAUUGCUACCCAUCCAUGUCCUCACAAAGAUGAAGCUGCCAUACACAAAAAAGGCCGGUCUGAGUGCUGUCUUUCUGGUGGGAUUUCUGGUGACGAUAUGCUCGCUCAUUCGGCUGCAAUACGCUUCACUGGCCGUUAAAACCAAGAAUCCUACAUGGGACCUCCAUCCGAUAGGUACAUGGAGUCUCAUAGAAGCCAAUUUCAGUGUCGUGGUGUGUUGCAUGCCCGCACUGACAGGCUUGAUCCAGAGGACCUGGACAAAGUCUUUCGGAACACCGCCUCAAAUGGGUUAUUCCAUGGUUUCUGGGGACGAGGCAUGGCAGGAGAGAAGUCGUUCCGCGGUGCGGCCCUCGACCAACCCAGAGAUGGUGCUUGAACAGUGGGAGUCAGACGCAGAACGGAAUCGAAAGACGCAAAUCGAAGACCAAGUCACGAAAUAG
Messenger RNA from Ramularia collo-cygni, 1329 nucleotides. RefSeq lists its product as uncharacterized. The transcript is spliced from 5 exons. NCBI's taxonomy places the organism in Eukaryota, Fungi, Ascomycota, Dothideomycetes, Mycosphaerellales, Mycosphaerellaceae. The record is from RefSeq and is a predicted model, not a curated record. Bases 1 to 1329 code for a protein of 442 amino acids.